Sipha flava (yellow sugarcane aphid) is the source of this 2353-nucleotide messenger RNA. Its product is annotated as scavenger receptor class B member 1-like. The transcript is spliced from 11 exons. NCBI's taxonomy places the organism in Eukaryota, Metazoa, Arthropoda, Insecta, Hemiptera, Aphididae. Gene Ontology annotation, cellular component: membrane; cytoplasm. Gene Ontology annotation, molecular function: scavenger receptor activity. The record is from RefSeq and is a predicted model, not a curated record. The coding region runs from base 459 to 2129 and encodes 556 amino acids.
CGGACGGCGUGCAGUCAUUGUUCGGUGCCCGUUGGCUCUGUCCGCACUGUCCUGGAGAUAAAACGAACAUCCGCGGUCCACAGGCAGCUAGUUACGUGCAUCACACGUGAGCGCGCCGGCCACUUCUCGUUCCGUUUCUGUGCGUACGAACCGCGCGGCAAGCACACGCCGGUAGCAUCGAAUCAACGUUUUUUUUGCCGAGAGCGUCGCCGUACAAUAUCCGUAUACUUGCACCGCCGCCCUACGACCGCGGUAUACGACCGAUUCGCCUGUUCCCGUCACUUGCGCCCAGUGUGUUAACAGCUUAUCGGUUUAACCGUCCGGCAUGCCGACAUCACUGUGUUGAUAAUGUUACAUGGAUAAAUCGAGCUGCUGUUAUACAUAAUAAUCUACAUACUCGUACUCCGUUUGCUUUGCGAAAGACGCCGUGAUAAACUGAAAACAUUAUCAAACGCAAAAUGAAUCAAAAUCAGCGAAAUUAUUACAAAAAAAACAUAGUAGCUCUGAAUUUGACCGCGGCGUUGAUAAAGAAAAACCCAGAGGACGACACUGACGACGAAGUGAAAUGGCCCUGUCUCGAGACGACCAGCGCCAAAGAUUCCUCCACGGAAACUUCUUCCACUACCUCCAGGGACGCAACGUCCAACGCUUCCGAUCAAAAGAGGAAACCGUAUUGCACUAUAGGAAACUCAUUCUACAUUUUUUCAGCUUUAGUAUUGUUCAUCGUGGGCAGUAUUACAAUAGUCUACACACCAUUUAACAUAUUAAUGAAUGAAAGACUGAAAAUGGUACGUGGUCUACCGGCUUACGAAUGGUGGAAAAAUCCUCCCGAUGAGGUUUUACUUAGAGUGUACUUAUUCAACGUAACAAACAGUGAAAGGUUUGAGAACGGACUCGACAGUAAACUUGAACUAAAUGAAAUCGGUCCAAUCAUUUUCAGAGAAUUGUUACGGCACAGCGAUGUGAGAUUCAACGACAACGGUACAAUGACUUAUGUGGCCACGCGUACGGCUGUAUUCUUGCCAGAAAUGACCAACGUCAGUUUGGACGACAAUUUAAUAAUACCCAACUUCGCCGCAUUGGGAAUGGCAUCAUUUUUGUGGGAUGCUUCUUUCUUCAAAAAGAUGAGUUUUAAAACCAUGAUAAAUUUUUUAAACACAAAAAUGUUCAUUAAAACAUCAAUUAAUGAUUGUUUAUGGAAUUUAACUGAUCCACUAGUCCAGAAUGCAAAUAUGUUGAUACCUAGUUUAGUUCCUGAGAAAAAUAUGGGUAUAUUAUACCAGAUUUAUAAUAAGUUUACUGAUGAAGUUACUGUGUACAUGGGUCCGGAAAACGAGCCAAGAUUUUUUACGGUUGAAAAUUACAACGGAAAACCUAAUCUAGGUAUCUGGGAUGAUAUGAAAUGCGACAGUGUACAGGGUGCGACUGAAGGCGUUACGUAUCAUCAGUUCAUAUCGAAGAAUGACACAUUGAAGUACUUGAGAAAAACCAUGUGUCGAGUGACGCCGCUCAAAUACAAAAACGAGGUGGUCAAAUCAGGUAUGACAAUGUAUAAGUUCGUUUUGCCACGCACCGUGUACGCACAUCCACAAACUGAUCCUAGCCUAGAAGACUGUUUUCAAAACCCAGAAUCAACUUCUCUCCUUUCUGGUCUCUCCGAUGUGUCGCCGUGUUACUACGAUUUCCCUAUAGCCGCUUCAUUUCCUCAUUUCCUCAAUGGCGAUCCAAAACUUUUUAAUUCUAUAUCAGGUUUACAUCCAACAGAAGAAAAACAUGGAUCGUACUUAAUCGUCGAACCUUUAACAGGAGUACCAGUUGAAAGUAGAGCUCGUAGCCAAAGCAAUCUAGUCAUGCAUCCUACAAGUGGAUUUUCCAAUAUCGACAAGUUUAGUAAUAUGACAAUACCGAUGUUUUGGGCCGAAUACAAUCAAGUGGGCUUACCUUGGUACAUAACAGCUCUCAUGUAUUUAACUGUUAACGUUUUACCGUAUACCCAAUUAAUCGGAAGUAUCGCGAUGAUGAUAGCCGGCUUGACAAUGAUCGGGAAAUCGGUGUUCACAGCAGUAUUUGGUUAUAGAAAGCCAUUACACUCUCAUAGUUCUUUGGAUCUCUUGCCAUCAAUAAAUUAAUAAGUGUCGUAAAUACAUCAAAACAACAAAACCAAUUAAACAAUUAAAUUGAUGUAUAGAUUAUUUAUUAUUCUAGUUAUAAGUAUUUAAAUUUUAUUUUUUCAUUUUAUGUUAUUAUGUCAAUAUUGUCAUUCGUCAAUAUAUUUUGACAUAGAUCUUUUUUAUCACAAAAAUCAUUUAUUUUCACCAUAAACUUAUACCUACCUAUAAAUAUAUUGCAUACC